UCGAAACGAAAGGUGAACGGCGCGCGACGCCAAACCCCUGGGCUGGGCGAUGAACCUGGAAGCGAACAUGUCCUCGCCGGAGGUGGACAUUGAUGUGAACGUGGUGUCGAGCCCGGAACCGAGCCCCCGGCCGCCGGACAGUUUGCGGGGCAGCCCGGUGCCCAGCGACGAUGAGCGACGCUCGUCGUCGCGCUCACCGGACACCACUCAACAGCUGCAGCAGCAGUUGCUGCUCGCCGGGCAGCACUCCGGCCGGCACACCGUACCACACCAGCCCGGGUAUGUCGCCCAGCAACAGCAGCAGCAGCCGGCGCCGCAGUCGGCGCCGCAGCCGCCUCCGACGACGCUACAGUUAAAGCAGCUGCAACAGCAACAACACUCACCUACACUGCAGCAUCAGCAGUCAAGCCACCUUAGCCCCCCUCAGAUGGGUGCCGGCAGCGGUACCGGAGUGGUCCUGCAGCAUCACUCGGCGAUGGUGGCGGCGGCCGCUGCGGCAGCCGCCCUACACCAUCAAACGGCAGCCGCGGCGGCGGCUGCGCACGGUUGUGGUUCCUACCAGCCGACGGUGGCGACAACGCCCGUGUCGGUGGCGACAGUGCCCGUGUCGACGGCGGCGCCGGCCACACCGGGGCUCAACAGCACCAUCAACAGCAACAACAACAAUGGCAGCAGCAACAACAGCUUCAACCACAGCCCCGAUUCUCGGCUCAGCCCACCCAAAACGCCACCGGAUGCCACCCAACACCAGCAGCCGGCGGCGGCGGCGACCUCGGUACCGUCGCCGACGGUCGGCAAAACGUCGACCAACCCGGGCUACACCAGCUUCUCCAUCUCGAGCAUCCUCAGCCGGACCGAGCCGGUCUCGAAGAAGGGUAUUGGGGUGAUCACGCCCGUACCGUCGCUGCCGCUGUCGGCGGCGGCCGCCGCCGCCGCUGCUGCCGUCUCCGCGACGAACGGGGCCGCCGGUUUCGGGGCCAACGGUGUCGUCACGCCGAGCUCACAGGACGCCGCCAUGCUCUCGAGGCUAGGGUUUAUGUCGCAGUGGAAUGCGAUCGCCAACCGGUAUGCGGCCCUCUGUCCACCGGGCUGGCCCUGGCCCCCGGCCACGUCCCAUCGGAUGCCUUUCCACAGCCCCAACAACAACAACAACAACGAUAACUUGACGAAUGCCAUCGAGAACCAGUCACCCUCGCUGACACCGCCACCCUCGCAGCAGUCCAAGUCGCCCUCGCCCCAUCCGGCCUUCCUCGGUGGUCGAGGAGGCGGUGGUGGUAGUGGAGGUAAUGGCUGUACCGGCGGUAGUAGUGGAGGUAAUGGACCGCAUCAUGGCCUAACCGGUGGUCACGGUCACGGUGGUGGUCCUCAUGGGGUUGGUGGGGGACCGGGGGGCCCCGGUGGUGUCAGCAACGGGGACGACUGCGAAUCGGACGACGAUGGGCAGGAGAUCAUCGAGGAGGACGACGAGAGCGACCGGCCAUCGGAUUCGGCCUCCCCCAACUCCAACGGGAGCGCGAUGCAGGCGAAGCGCAAGAAGAAGACGCGGACGGUCUUCUCCCGGGCCCAGGUCUUCCAGCUCGAGUCCACCUUCGACCUGAAACGCUACCUGAGCUCGUCCGAGCGGGCCGGACUGGCGGCGUCGCUCCGGCUGACCGAGACGCAGGUCAAGAUCUGGUUCCAGAACCGGCGGAACAAAUGGAAGCGCCAGCUGGCGGCCGAACUGGAGGCGGCCAACAUGGCGAACAUGGCGCACGCCGCCCAGCGCCUCGUCCGCGUGCCCGUGCUCUACCACGAGGGUGCAACGGGGGGUUUCGUGCCACCCCCGCCCCAUCCCCACACUCAGCAACUUUACUACACGACGGCGGCGGCGGCGGGCCGGGCCGGUUCACCGCCCCGUCCGCCCCUGUCCUCGCUGGUGUAAUCGAUGGACCGCCGGACGACCGCCGGCACCGGU
Molecule: messenger RNA, 1954 nt
Organism: Anopheles darlingi
Lineage: Eukaryota; Metazoa; Arthropoda; Insecta; Diptera; Culicidae
Product: homeobox protein Hmx-like
Exons: 7
Coding region: 50-1921 (623 amino acids)
Biological process (GO): regulation of transcription by RNA polymerase II
Cellular component (GO): nucleus
Molecular function (GO): RNA polymerase II transcription regulatory region sequence-specific DNA binding; DNA-binding transcription factor activity, RNA polymerase II-specific
Source: RefSeq, a predicted model, not a curated record